Molecule: messenger RNA, 2022 nt
Organism: Aedes aegypti (yellow fever mosquito)
Lineage: Eukaryota; Metazoa; Arthropoda; Insecta; Diptera; Culicidae
Product: alkaline phosphatase
Exons: 9
Coding region: 244-1923 (559 amino acids)
Biological process (GO): dephosphorylation
Molecular function (GO): alkaline phosphatase activity
Source: RefSeq, a predicted model, not a curated record
CUGAAAACAAGUUUUGCGGUUAGCCACGUGUGCGCGCGUGCGUCUCGAAGAUCUCUUGUCCGGCAGUCCGGUCAGAAGAGGCCGCCGCCGCUGUCCGUCAAGCUGCUGCCGGCCUGUCCCUCCACAAGUAGGGUGCGGCUCAAUUUUCGUAAUCUUCAAAAAUCAAAAGAACAGACGGAGACACGGCGAAUCAAUACUCCGAAGAUCGGUGGGAAGAAAGUCGAAAAGUUGCAAGUUGGAAAGAUGGUUUUCGGUCGUGUGGUGUUAGCUUGGCUGCUGUUGGUGCAGGUUUUGACGACGGUGGAAGUGACUGCUGGUGCUGCAUCUAAUGCUUGGGAAGACGAAGACUCCGACCACUGGAUGCAUCCGCAGUCGUUUCUAUUCCGAGAAGGAAACCCUUCAACGACGAUGACGAAGACCAGGCAGAAGCGUUUCUCGGCCAAGAUGCCAGAGGUACGUUUCCAGCCGGUUGACAUCGAGCGACACCCGGACUAUUGGAACAACGUUGCCCAGACCAUACUGGGCCGGCAGUUGGACAAAAAUCAACUCAACACCAAGGUGGCCAAGAAUGUUAUCCUGUUCAUGGGCGAUGGGCUCUCGAUCCCAACGCUGGCCGCCACCAGAGUUUUCCUGGGGGACGAAAGCACCGAGCUGUCGUUCGAGAAAUUUCCAUACGUUGGACUGUCCAAAACGUACUGCACUAAUGUGCAAGUUGCGGAUUCUGCCUGCACAGCCACAGCAGUUCUGGCGGGAGUGAAAGCCAACUACGGAACCAUCGGUCUUUCGGCAGCUGCCGCUUUGGGGGAUUGCUAUGCCCAGAACAACACCGACAAUCACGUCCAGUCGAUUGCAAAGUGGGCACAGGACUACGGAAUGGCAACCGGUUUCGUCACAAACACCCAGGUGACGAACGCAUCGCCGGCCGGCGUGUACGCAAACACGGCCAACCGCAACUGGGAGAACGAUGACAACGUCAGGCAAAGCGGGUUCGAUCCGAGCGUUUGUCCGGACAUUGCCACUCAGCUGGUUCAUGGCGAUGUUGGGAGACAUUUGAAGGUAAUACUGGGAGGAGGACGACGCCAGUUCUAUCCGAACACCAGCACCGAUUCGGAAGGAGUUCCCGGACGCCGGACCGAUGGCAUGGAUUUAAUCAAACACUGGCUCCAUCACAAAAGGUCCCACCAGCAGAAUCACGGAGGUGGUAGAGCCUCGUACGUACAGAAUCGUGAUCAGCUAUUGGAGGUCGAUGAAGACACCGAGUACUUGCUGGGGCUGUUCCAUGCAAAUCAUGUUCCCUUCCACAUGGAUGCCGAUGCCAAGGUGAUUCCGACGCUGGAGGAGAUGGUCGGCAAGGCGAUGGAUGUCCUGGAGAGGGACAGCCACCAUCGGGGCUAUUUUCUCUUUGUGGAAGGAGGACGCAUUGACCAUGGCCAUCAUACCAGCCAACCGGCAAAGGCUUUCGACGAGACGGUCGAAUUUGCCAAAGCAAUCGACCUGGCUCGUCGGAGAACAUCGCUGGAGGACACUCUGAUAGUGGUUACGUCGGAUCAUUCCCACACCAUGACCAUGAGUGGAUAUUCGAGUCGAGGCAAUGACAUCCUCGGAAUCAACGACAGCCAACAGGGGCUGGACAGUUUACCGUACGCCACAAUCAGCUACGCCAAUGGACCGGGCUACGAGCGCAACUUGGACCGGGAUGGCCGACGCAAUCUGAACCAGGUCGAUAUGCACCAGGAGGAUUACAAGUUUCCCAGCACCGUGCCGUUGGGUUUGGAGACGCACGGAGGGGAUGACGUGGCCGUUUUUGCCAGCGGACCUUGGGCCCAUCUGUUUUCCGGGACCUACGAGCAGAACUUCAUUCCGCACGGGAUGGCUUAUGCGGCUUGUAUCGGUUUCGGUCGGACCGCCUGUGGUGAUCAGUGAAGUGUUUCCCCCCAUUCAUCCUUCCUCGGCGACAUAAGAUGAACAAAAGUAACGAAUCUCAGAAAAAAAAAUUAAAUAAAUCCCAUUUAUCACAAAAGA